This is a messenger RNA of Ipomoea nil (Japanese morning glory), 597 nucleotides long. RefSeq lists its product as uncharacterized. Lineage: Eukaryota; Viridiplantae; Streptophyta; Magnoliopsida; Solanales; Convolvulaceae. Bases 1 to 597 code for a protein of 198 amino acids. The record is from RefSeq and is a predicted model, not a curated record. The transcript has a single exon.
AUGCCUCAAGUCGUUCCGCAGAGGAACGCAGCUGAAGAUAUAGAGAAUCCCCUGCAUCUCAGCACUAACGAAAAUCCAAACAACAUAUUGGUGAGUCCUCCUCUCACAGGAAGUUCCAAUUAUGGCUCGUGGAGCAUUUCAAUGCAGGUUACGUUGGAAGUGAAAAACAAAUGGUCUCUUGUCGAUGGAAGCAUCGAGAAACCGGAUAGAAGCCAGGGACACUACGCGUCUUGGAGAAGAUGCAAUCUCAUGAUCAAGUCAUGGAUUCUCAAGGCGGUGCAUCCGUCGAUUGCUCAAAGCAUAAUAUAUAUGGAUGACGCAGAGGAAGUCUGCAACGAUUUGAAGAGGAGAUUCUCGCAGCGCGAUCCUCAUCGCAUAUCGACUUUGCAGUGCGAAAUCUAUGGAUUGAGACAAGGAAACUUGUCGAUCAAUGACUAUUACACAAAGUGCAGAUCUCUUUGGGAGGAGAUGAACGAGAUGAGACCUCUCCCAAUCUGCAAAUGCAAUCCUCAUUGCUCAUGCUCAGGUGCUCUAAUCAAUGAAGUUCGAAAGGAUCGUGAAAUAGAUCAAAUAACCCGUUUCUUGCAUAAACGAUGA